Hemiscyllium ocellatum (epaulette shark) is the source of this 1542-nucleotide messenger RNA. RefSeq names its product TUB bipartite transcription factor (gene tub). Gene Ontology annotation, cellular component: cilium. The coding region runs from base 52 to 1542 and encodes 496 amino acids. The transcript is spliced from 13 exons. Gene Ontology annotation, biological process: protein localization to cilium. The record is from RefSeq and is a predicted model, not a curated record. NCBI's taxonomy places the organism in Eukaryota, Metazoa, Chordata, Chondrichthyes, Orectolobiformes, Hemiscylliidae.
UUGUUUCUACAGUGAAUGAGGAUUGUGUCCACCUUGUAAACAUUUGCUGAAAUGAAGGAAAGUAAAUAUCGUGUUCUGGAUGACGAGGGCAGUAACCUGAGACAACAGAAGCUUGACAGACAGCGCGCUUUACUGGAACAGAAGCAAAAGAAGAAGCGGCAGGAGCCCCUGAUGGUCCAGUCAAAUGUUGACAGCCGAUCACGGACUCGGCGAAUGAAGCAAUCAGAAGAGCAGGCCCCUCUGGUUGAAUCUUACCUUAACAGUAACAGCAGUACCAUUUACCAUGUUAGCAAUGUGGAAACUCUCUCUUCAGCCCUUCUAACUUCAACCUAUGUGCAAGCUCCAAAGCCUACUAAAAAAUCAAAGUCCUCAGCUGCAGGUUCACAAGCUGCCAGCCUCAAGAAGGAGAAAAAGGCGAAACCGAAAGGGAUUGAUGGUCCUGCUGCCUUUCAGGAUGAAGCGCAGGAGGUGGGAAGUCAAAUUCAGAUUCUCACUGUUGGACAGUCCAGCAAUGAUGAUGAAGCCGAUACAGACACUGCAGCCAGUGCACAACAAACAACAAAGCAGGAUCUUCAAGUAACGAUGCAGAAAAAAGGUAUUUCUAGCAGCAUGAACUUUGAUGAGGAAGAAGAUGAAGAAGAUGAAGACAGCUCUAGCUCUUCUCAGUUGAACAGCAAUACCAGGCCUGGAUCUGCCUCCAGUAAAAAAUCUAAUAAAGAAGCUGCCUCAGUCUCGACCCCUCCAGGAACUGAUGCUCUAAUAAAUGUGGAUGACCUUGAAGAGUUUGCUGUGAGACCAGCUCCACAAGGAGUCACCAUUAAAUGCCGAAUAACUAGAGAUAAGAAGGGAAUGGACCGUGGAAUGUAUCCUACCUACUACCUCCAUCUAGAAAGGGAUGAUGGAAAAAAGAUAUUCUUACUGGCAGGAAGAAAACGAAAGAAGAGCAAAACAUCAAAUUACCUCAUCUCUAUAGACCCUACUGACCUUUCACGUGGUGGAGAGAGCUUUAUUGGCAAACUCAGAUCAAAUCUAAUGGGCACCAAGUUUACAGUCUAUGAUAAUGGAGUGAAUCCAGAAAAAGGAAGUUCAAGCCUAGAUGCAAGUAACUUGCGGCAAGAGUUGGCAGCUGUUUGCUACGAAACAAAUGUUCUGGGUUUCAAGGGACCUCGGAAGAUGAGUGUAAUCAUUCCUGGCAUGAACAUGGAUCAUGAAAGAGUGUCUAUCAGGCCUCGCAAUGAACAUGAAACUUUGCUGGCAGGAUGGCAGAACAAAAAUACGGAGAGUAUAAUUGAGCUUCACAACAAAACUCCAGUAUGGAAUGAUGAUACUCAAUCCUAUGUCCUUAAUUUCCAUGGUCGGGUUACACAGGCUUCUGUGAAGAAUUUUCAAAUUAUUCAUGACAAUGACCCGGAUUAUAUAGUGAUGCAGUUUGGUCGGGUGGCUGAAGACGUCUUUACCAUGGACUACAACUACCCAAUGUGCGCAUUGCAAGCAUUUGCGAUUGCUCUGUCAAGCUUCGAUAGUAAACUAGCUUGUGAAUAA